AUGUCCAGUGUGAUGGAGGCGGGAGGUCAGAGUGAGGGAGGAGGAGGCGGUCAGAGUGGAGGAGAGAGAGGUCAGCGUGUGGGAGGAGGAGGAUCAGAGUUUGAGGAAUACGGAGCCAGGAGGGAGGAGGUGAGGCUCAGAGAGUUAGGAGGGAGGAGGAGGUCAGAGGGUAGUGUGGAGGGGAAGGAGGUCAGGAGUGUGACGCAGGAGGAGAAGCGUCCGCGUGUGAGGAGGAGAGGAGGUCAGAGUGUGUUGGAGGAGGAGUCCUUCCAGAGAGUGCAGGAGGAGGAGGCGGUCACGUGUGAGGCGCGGGCGGCAGGCGCGGCAGAGUGUGAGCAGAGGAGGAGGAGGUCAGAGCGUGAGCCGGCGGCACGGCGAGGUCCGCGUGUGAUGGAGGAGAUGGAGGUCAGCGUGUGUGGAGGAGGCGGAGGCGGUUACCAGAGCGUGAGCAGGAGGAGAGCGACCAGAGUGUGUGGCGGAGAGAGGAGGUCCAAGUGUGUGAGAGCGGAGGAGGUUCAGAGUGUGAGCAGGAGGAGGAGGAAUCAGCGUGAUAGUGGCGGAGGAGGCGGAUAG
This is a messenger RNA of Knipowitschia caucasica, 573 nucleotides long. The record is from the annotation of a GenBank genome assembly. Lineage: Eukaryota; Metazoa; Chordata; Actinopteri; Gobiiformes; Gobiidae.